AUGACGAACGCUAUCUAUCUCGAAGUUAAUACUUCAAAGGAGGACUACCAAUCCUCUAAAAUAAUGAAACUCCCCUUAGAGUCACUUAUAAUUUACUGCAUAUACGUGCAUUGUAACCCUGAAGACAUGAUUUUAAAUUUCGUGUACACAAGUACAAAGUUGAGUCAAGAAAGUGUGGCGUUGCAAGAUGAGAACUUAAUUGUUAUAAAUGAAAAAGAUGUGCCGUGGCAAAUAAUGUGCACAUACCCCGUGGUAAUGUUCAACGAUACCAUUUUAGCUGGCCUAUGUGCAGUGGCAAGACACAUUUGCAAGUUUAUAACACGCCCGCAUAGUCUAUACGAACAUGAAGAAGGCUUGCUUGGCUUCCGCAAGAGUUGUCUUCAAGCACCUAAUGAAGCAUCAAUAUGGACAAAGUUUUGUGAAGUCGACAUCAUUAGAACAGUAAAAGAAAUGUUCAGCACUGCAUCCUUGGAUAAAGUACCCAAAAAUUUGGUUAGAUUUGAAAAUCAUUUACGCAAACCAGUUAGAAUGCAUAACGUCUACAAAAUAGCUCGAGAAAUUAAUAAAGGAGUUCUGAAAGUCAGUGAGGCAGAUGCAGAGAAGACACCAGUAAAAGAGGAAGAUAAAAAUGAUAAAAACAGGGUACCUAAAAGUAGAAAAUGGAAAUCAAACACAAAGAAGGACAUAGAUAUAGAUUGUACUACUAAAAUCAAAGAUCUUAACAUUAGCCACCAAUAUGCUGAAGGACCAUUCGUAACUUUGGCUGACUUAGUUCUAUUCCCAUCAUAUCACAUAAUAGUACAAUUUUUUGGAGGAAGUUUUGAAUCUUUAUUUCCUUAUAGUUAUAAGUGGUACAAAAAUCUGUUGAACACAUUAGAACUGAAAUCUUUGGUGGACAAAAUCAGUAAAUUAGAAAUAAAGAACACAAUAAUGGAAUGUAAUGCCAUACCAGAGACAGAAGAUGUCAGUUUAUAUAAAUGUGAUCCCAAAAGACACAAUCCAAAAAAGAGAUUAUUUACCAAAGAGGAUGAUAUAAUAAAAGCUCUGAGUUUACUACAAAAUGACAUGGAGCUAAAUGUAGAUGAUAAUAAACUUGACUGUAACAUUAAUUGGGCGGAUGUUCCUGAUGGAGCCAAUCCAACGGCAGGUCACCUUCCUGAUGAAAGAGUACUCAGAAAGUCACAGCAACUAGAAAACUUAGCUCUGGCAGUUUUAAGUGUAGCCCAAGAUGGAGAUAUCAUUGUGGAUUUUUGCAGUGGCAGUGGACAUCUAGGCAUUUUAGUUGCACAUUUAUUACCAAAUUGUACUAUAAUUCUGUUAGAGAACAAGGAACAAUCUUUACUUAGAGCAAGGAAGAGAGUACACGAAAUGGGUAUGAAGAAUGUCUUGUUUUUUCAAUGUAACUUAGAUUUUUUUGUAGGCAAUUUUGAUAUUGGUAUAGCAUUACACGCUUGUGGUAUUGCCAGUGACUUAGUUUUGGACAAAUGUCUACAUGCAAAAGCAAAGUUUGUUCUUUGUCCUUGUUGUUAUGGAUCUCUACACGCUACAGACAGGUUAGCUUAUCCUCGUAGUUACAAAUUCAGCAAUUUACCCAUCAACCAAUAUUUGUGUAUUGGACAUGCAGCAGACCAAACUCAUAAUGAUCAUCCAUUGACAGUCAGAGGAGCCAAAUGCAUGGCCAUCAUAGAUUCAGACCGAGGUCAUUUGGCCCAGGAAUUUGGUUAUACAGUCACAUUGACAAGACUAAAACCACUGAGUUGUACACCUAAAAAUAACUUACUUAUAGGUGUGCCAUCAUAAAAACAAUAUAUUUUAACAAACAAAUCUUAUUUAUAAAAUUUAUUACAAAACAUAAAUAUAUGAUUUUGUACUUGAAAA
Messenger RNA from Bombyx mori (domestic silkworm), 1878 nucleotides. RefSeq names its product glutathione S-transferase C-terminal domain-containing protein homolog. The record is from RefSeq and is a predicted model, not a curated record. The transcript has a single exon. Lineage: Eukaryota; Metazoa; Arthropoda; Insecta; Lepidoptera; Bombycidae. The coding region runs from base 1 to 1800 and encodes 599 amino acids. Gene Ontology annotation, cellular component: cytoplasm.